Messenger RNA from Mercenaria mercenaria, 8539 nucleotides. RefSeq lists its product as uncharacterized. Gene Ontology annotation, cellular component: protein-containing complex; plasma membrane. The record is from RefSeq and is a predicted model, not a curated record. Gene Ontology annotation, biological process: heterophilic cell-cell adhesion; establishment or maintenance of epithelial cell apical/basal polarity. Gene Ontology annotation, molecular function: protein binding; calcium ion binding. Lineage: Eukaryota; Metazoa; Mollusca; Bivalvia; Venerida; Veneridae. Bases 620 to 8539 code for a protein of 2639 amino acids. The transcript is spliced from 47 exons.
GUACAGUGAACUUUCAUGGACAUAACAUUUUACGAUAAUCUGCACGCGUAUCAUUAAUUCUAUUAUCGUUAAACGUUACUUGCAUCAAUUUGCGGAUUUAAGUUGUUACAAUUAUUUAUUUACUUCAACCAACCGCGCGUCAGGCACCUUCACUUGUUAUUUAUAGACCGUGACAUCUAAAAAGCGGACAUAAAUACUUCAAAUAUACAUACAUGAAAUAUAUAGCAUAUCAAAAUGUACCCGUGAACGUAAGAGCCUGUUCACGCGCGGUUUGAAAUGUAGUGAAAUUUCGAUGGUUAUCGGAUGUAAAAAUUGAUUGGUUAUGAACGCUGAGAUAGGUGCACUAGUUUUGGAUUUAAGAGGCUGUAAUGAUGUUUAGAGUAUUUGUUUUUUAUGCGAAGAGUUUGGAGUAUUUAUAACCAGGGAAGUUAUUCAAGACUUGCAUCAUGAUUAAAGAUUAUUCAUUGGAGUUAAUAGUUACUUGAGAACGAGGUUAAAAAAUAUAGUGUUAAUUAUAUACAAAAUUAAAAAUGUCGUGAUGUGCUACUCGUGCUGAUAUCAGUCACAAUGGAGGAUACCUGACACUGGAAUUAGACAUGAUAUGAUGUGACAGUGUGUAAUGUUCGAACCUUGGCCAAUGGUGCACUCGAUGACAGCAAAGUUCCUCUGUGUUGUCCUGAUGUGCGCAACAGCUCUGACGUUUCCAGACUAUGAAUUUGAGCUGCACCUUUAUCAACAGAAUGUGCCAUGGUUAAACUGCCCACAAGGUUGGACAAAGUUUGAUGCCAGUUGUUUCAAGGUUAACAAAGACAAAGCUACAUUUUCUGAAGCAUCUACUGUUUGUCGAAGUUUUGGUGGACAUCUUGUACAUAUUGAAAGUCUGAACAAGAACAAGGUCAUUGGAGAAGCAGUACAACAACAUGACCCCUCUGCUACAGAUAUAUGGCUAGGUUUUCAAAGAAAAAAUGGUGUGUUUUUUGGGGAUGAUGGAAGCCAAGGGAAAUUGCAUGAUGGGAUAUGGGAGAUAGGACAACCUACAGAGAAUGACCUUGACCUCUGUGUUUCCAUGACAACAUCGAAAACUUUUGGAAAAUUCCGUUGGAAACUGGAAAAAUGUGAUAAAAUAUUAUUAUUUGUAUGUGAAGUGAAAGCAUGUGUUAGAGAUGAAUUCCGCUGCAUGAAUGGUAAAUGUGUCCCAUCGUCAUGGAGAUGUGACAGACAUCGUGACUGCGAGGAUAAUAGUGAUGAACUAAACUGUGAUGGAGUUUGUGGAGGAGAAGUUGCAGCACCAACUUAUACAUUCCAGUCUCCACAGGUAGAUGGCAAGUACCCUCCCCAUGUCACUUGCCAGUGGAGAAUACAAGGCCCUGUGGGGAAGAAAGUCAAACUAAAGUUUAAUAUAUUUGACCUUGAAGAUGACUAUGACACAUUGACCGUACAAGAUGGACCAACGUCAGAGGAGGAAAUUAUAGCUGUCAACACGGGCAGUGUGAUACCAAGUCCCAUCACAUCUACCACAAACUUUCUGUUAAUUACCUUUACGUCUGAUCACAGUAUCGAGAACACUGGCUUUCAGGCUGUUUGGGAACCAGUGGAUGCUGGAUACAAUAGAAAUCUAGUUGCUGAGGAUAUGCCAAAAUUUAUUACCUCCCCUAGCUAUCCAGACAACUACAUGGGCAACAUUCAGGCUGCAUGGACAAUCAGGGCAGAAGGAGAUAUCAUUGGACUUCAGAUAAUUGAUUUGGAAUUGGGUAAUGGUGAUACACUCAAGAUUUAUGAUGGGAGAGGGCCAGAUGAAGAGUUAAUUGCUCUCUACAAUGGAGGUGAUGAUAUAUUAGAAAUACUCUUCACUACUGGAGAGUAUUCAUAUAUACAGCUCAAUACUGAUCUCAAGGACACAAAGAAGGGUUUCAAUAUUACAUAUCAAAAAGGUUGUGAUAUAAGAGUUCAUGCAGGUUUUGGUAGAAUCAGUUCCCCUGGAUUCACAGCCAGGCACGAGUAUCCACCAAAGCUAUAUUGUACCAUAUCUAAGCUAGAUGCUGGUUCCAAGGAGACAACACUGUUGUUUGAUAAAUUUGAUACGGAACUUAACUACGAUCUAGUUCAAGUUUACAAAGGUAUAGAAAUGUCUGCAGAAUCAUUGCUCAAGAAUGCAAGUGGCCAUCUUGAUCCUUGGUCAGUAUCAGUGGCUAGUGGACAGUUUAUAAUCCACUUUGUAAGUGACCCCAGCUUAUCAGGAUUAGGAUGGACUGUUUCUUUUUCAUUUGAUUGUCAUGACAAUGGUGAAUUACCUGAUAAUCUUAGUGUUUCAUCCAAUCAUACUUCAUAUGGAUCCUCAGUUACGUAUGACUGUGAUACUGGGUACCAGUUGGUUGGUUCCCAGCAAAGAUACUGUGAUAUGGGUGGGCUUUGGGGAUCAGCCAUGCCUACUUGUAAAUAUAUUUAUUGUGGUCCUCCAAGGAUGUUGAAAAAUGGCAAGCUUCAGAACUUAACGAGUCGUUAUUUCAGUGGUGUGGCUUCUUAUAUAUGUAAUCCAGGGUACGAGCUUGUUGGUAAUAGAAGCGUCACAUGUAGCACACAUGGCUGGACUGACUUACCUGUAUGUGAAGACAUUCUCUGUCCAAAGUUACUUCCCCUUGAACAUGGAAGGACAUUCGCACCAUAUUACAACAGUGUAAAUGAAAGGGUUCGUUUUGCAUGUGAUCCUGGUUACCGAUUGGUUGGUUUUACUUCUGCAGAAUGUAUUGCUGUUGGCAGGUGGUCACAUGACCUUCCGAAGUGUGUUCCGGAUAAUGAGACAAUGUGUCCUGAGUUGAAGAUUGUACACGGUUCUGUGUCCAGGCAGGAACCAGUCCAUGUUGGUGGAAAUGUUACUGUGAUUUGUAAUGAUGGCUACCAGUUAUCCUCAGGGUCUGUAGAUAUCAUCACUUGUACAGAAAGUGGAGAAUAUAAUGCUUCCAUCCCUGAAUGUAUAGAUGUGGAUGAGUGUGUUACCAUAGAGAAGAUAUGUGGUACUGAACAUACAUGUGUUAACACAGCUGGUUCCUUCUGGUGCACCUGUGCAACUGGGUACCAGCAUACUGAAGCAUCAGAAUAUUCGUGCGAAGACAUAAAUGAAUGUCGAGAAGAUAAUGGAAGUUGUGAACAUGAUUGUGAAAACACUGCAGGAAGUUAUAUUUGUAUAUGUAGAGACGGGUACCGGCAAUACACAGACAACCUAACAGUGGUGGAUGAUCGCGUGCUGGUACCACAGAAAUCAUGCUAUGUCCUGUGUCCUGCUCUCCAAGUUGAUAAUGCAACAUUGUUCUAUUCAACAACACCAAUACCGGACGGCAGUUAUUUGUACCCGACAUCGGUAUAUAUAAAGUGUCCUAGUAACACAGUCCUCAAUGGUCCGGCAUUCUUACAUUGCCAGGAAGAUGGGAAUUGGGAUGAAAAUGUCACUAUGUGUACAGAGGUCCAGUGUGAUGAAGUUCCAGAGUUAGGAAAUGGUUUGAUAGAAUAUACAGGUGAAAGACAACUUGGAUCUUUUGUAAAGUUUUCAUGUAACCAUGGUUACAUCCUCCAUGGCAGCCAGCACAGAUACUGCCACCUGGUGGAUGAAAGUCCUCAGUGGAGUGGAAAGCAGCCAUCUUGUCAAGCCGUAGACUGUGGCAUGCCUCCUGGAGUACCAAAUGGGAAACAGACAUUCAGAAAAACUACUUACAACAGUGUAGCAGUCUAUCAGUGUAAACCUGGAUACAGACUGGUUGCUGAGCUGGAUGUUAGAACCUGCCUUGCCUCAGGACUUUGGAGUCCAAAUAUAAUUAUGUGUGUUGCUGAGACAUGCUCAACACCAGUGAUGUCAGAGUAUGUUACCAUGGUAACAGAGCCACGAGUGUACUUCAACAGCUCUCUGGUGACUUUCACAUGCAACAAGAAUGGAUAUAAAAUUACUGAUCCAUACCCUUUGACCUGCCAAGUAUCUGCUAGUGAGAAAUAUUUACCAAAUGUCAACCUGCCAAUACAUCAUGUGACCUUGACUGUAACCUUGCAAGUGUCAUCUGCUCAGCACCUGCAGAACUGUUCACUACAUUACAGCCAUAAAGUGUAUGUUUGGCUGGACCAAGAGAAAGUGAAAAACAAACUCAUAGAGAGUUGUCAGUACCUCACACCAAAUGAUAUAAAGAUUCAGGAAGCUGGAGUUAGAAUUGACAGUGAUUCUAAGAAUAUAAGUAUAAACAAGACUCUAGUAGUGUCUUCUGGUAACUUAUCAACACCUAUGAAAGACUCAUGCCUGCGAAGUAUUGGUGAAUGGUUUAAAGGAGAUGGUAAUCAGUUUAAAUUGCAGAGCAGCAAUGAAUGCCCAGAAAUUCCAAAGAACUAUGGGACUAUUUUUGUGCAUGAGCCUGUAUCAUUGUGUUCUGAGGGUGAAAUGGUAACUCUUGAUGGUCUCACUUCCUGUGUACACAAUACAAAAGAUUCAACUUCAGCCUCCUCAACAAGUGAAACUUCUACCGCCACCAAGACUGAACCAGUUACGACAACAGAAUAUCCAUUUUUUGAAUGCACCCCAAGACUUUCAGAGGAAGAAAUUCAACCAGAGCCUAAUCUAGAUUAUUCUAAGGAGCAGAUGAAACUUUGGUGGAAGGAAAAGAUGGACAUUGAAACACCAAAUGAUGUCUGCAUUGAAGGAUAUAAUGAAAGGCUAAAAGAUACUGAAGCAGAAAGAGAGCUGUAUAUCAACAGUCAAAAGGACUGGAAAGAAAAAUGCAAUGGCAUCUACCUUAAAUUCAACUUUACAGUAAAGGCUUUCUCACAAACAAAGCUGGAGUUUAUAUCUGUUGUCUCCAUGGCAACAGUUACUGGACAUACUGUCAGCCUUGGCCAGAUGGGCGUGUGUGCUACCACCCUUCUUAAUUACAAGGACCUUGAACUUGCUGUCUGCCUUCUUAGAAUGACUGAGCUUCAAACUGCAAAACAAAACUCACAAAGUAUUGAAUGUCAGCCAGUUUCUACUCUGGACAUAAAAUUGAAAUCAUACAGUAUGACAAUUGGAUGUAUGGAGGGAUGGACAAAAGGCUUGAGUGGUAUUUGUGAGCAAGUUUUAACUACAAAAGAAAUGAUGACAUCAACUGAAACCACAUCAACAAAACUGGAGACUUCAGCUUCAUCAGAAACAACAACAACAACCACAACAAUGAUGCCCACCCCAGUACAGAAGCUGGAAUGUUAUACUUGCAACAGAAGUUCCACUAACCAUUACUGUAAUACAACAUUUGAGAACUGUUAUAAACAUGAGGAUCCUGUAUGCCAGACAGAAGUGAUUUAUUCAGGAAAACAGGUCAAGAAUAUCUCUAAAAGCUGUCAGUCCAGAGAGGCUUGUAAAAGUAACAUGGAUUCAGCACCGUGUGACUCUUCAUCAAACAAUGCUCGCUGUUACUACUGCUGUAAUGAGUCAAGAUGUAACAAAGAUGUCGAGUUUCUCGACUUUGGCAAAGGCAAUAACGGUAAAGGUCGAAAGAAAAGGGCAGCUGAUGUUAGCAUCGGACAUGCAGCAGAAGAGAGAAGAUGGGAUAUCAAGCAGGAUAAUGAAGAUAAAAGCUUCAGAGCCUCCAGAGAUGUAAAUAGGUAUCAUAGUGGGGAAGUUCGGAAGAAGCGAUCAGUAUUCCAGGAAAUGUCAUCAGGGAAAUGGAAUGGAACUGUACCAAAAUGUAUAGAUGUGGAAAGUCCAGUGUUUGUUGAUUGUCCCAAAACACCAAAGGAAGUGUCUGGUUCAGUGUUACCUAUACCAGUUAUUAUAGAUAUACCUGUUGCUACAGACAACUCUGGUAUUGAACCUGUCAUUACAGUCGAGCCGAACAUUACACAGCCUUACUUUGUGUAUGAGGAUACAAUAAUAACAGUGACUGCUGAAGACAGUAUGGAGAAUUCUGCAACCUGCAAAAUAACUGUUCAUGUAACAGUAGAAACUGGCUGCCCAAAACUUCUAGAGCCGUCAAAUGUUCAGCUGCAGUGUAAACAGCGGGAUGCACUGGAAGUGUGUUCUGCACAAUGCAAAGAUAACUCUGUGUUUGUGGUACAACCUUCGAAUGAAUAUACCUGCAGGGGAAAUGGGACGUGGACACCCUCAGAUUAUAUACCAGACUGUGUCCUUGAAGGUUACAGUGAGUGUCCUAUUUGGAAAUACAAUGUGACCUGGACUCUAGUGACAGACCUGUGUGUUGGUAUCGGAUGUGAUUGUGAGUUUACAUCUGCUUUAGAGGGCGCUCUGAAGAAAGUUCUAGAAAGCAAUGGUGCUAGUGUAUCAGUGGCUGGCGCAUUGUCCAGAAACACUAAUAGCGAGGUGCUAGUUGUUGCCGUGUUCAAUUUAACUGGAAAAAGGCAGUCAUCACAAGAUACCUGUCCAAAUGUGGUAGACCUAGACCUGAAAAUCUUGGAUAACUUGGAGUUGAUUAACAACUGUAACAAGUCUGCUAAACUCACAAAACCUACUCUACACAAAAACACAGUGGACCACAUGUGUCCACCAACACUUGUCAGGUCAGAUGAUGAAAAAGCUGCUGAUCUCUGUUGGCCAUGUCCCCUUGGAAUGGAAGCAAGGAAAGAUGUAUGUUUGCCAUGUGCUGCUGGAAGUUACCGUGACAACAUGAUACAGACUGCUUGUAUGUUGUGCCCUGAAAGCACAUCAACAGAACAUCAGUAUUCCAGGAACCAGUCUGACUGUAAAGACGUUUGUAGUCCAGGUUAUUCCUCAACUUCUGGUUUGGUUCCAUGCUAUUCAUGUCCAAAAAACACAUACCAGUCUGAUGACUCUGCAACCAGCUGUCAGCACUGUCCAGCGGGACAAUGUACCUUAAGUAGUGGGACAAAGUCUUCAGAAGAUUGUAGUGAGAAAAAUUGUGUAGAAGGAAUGUGCUCAAGGUCACCAUGCCAACAUUCUGGGAAAUGUUCUGAAAUGGGGGACUCCUACUAUUGUCAGUGUACAGAAGGUUACACAGGUGACCAGUGUGAGCUACCAGUUGACCCCUGUACAGAUGGCCCUUGUGACUAUGGCAACUGUGUGUAUAACCAGACAGAUGGUAGAUCUAUAUGCUAUUGUUAUGCAGGAUUUACAGGGGACAGUUGCUCACAGAAUAUAGAUGACUGUGCAGGGAUUACAUGUCAAAAUGGAGGUGUAUGUGUUGAUAUGAUAGGCUCAUCUGUUUGCAACUGUACAGACACUGGAUAUUUUGGAGACAACUGUGAAAAGAAGUUAAGUUACUGUAACCAUAGCAACUGUUUAAAUGGCGGGCAGUGUGAAGAACAAGAGAAUGGAUUUACUUGUUUAUGUACAAAAGAUUUUGAAGGGGAAUUUUGUGAACAGAAGAAGACUGGAUGUGACAGUGAAUUAUGUAGCAAUAAUGGAGUAUGUGUAUACAGUAAUGAAACAAAUACUCUUUGUAUCUGUAAUACAAGUUACACUGGUAAUGAUUGUUCAGUAGAGUUGCACUGUGAUGAAAAUCUUUGCAGUAACCAUGGUUACUGUUUUCAGAGCAAUAAUGGAAUUACCUGUCAGUGUCGUCCAGGUUUUACUGGUGAAGUUUGUGAAGAAGAGAUUAUCCAUUAUUGCCAUAGCAACCCAUGUAACCAUAACAACACAUUAGAAUGUGUAGAUGAGGGCAACGAUUAUAGAUGUAUGUGUCAUGUAGGUUGGAAAGGACAAACAUGUGACAAGGAGGUUGAUCAAUGCGAGGCAGAACCAUGUGAUAAUGGGGGCACCUGCAGUAAUCAUGGAAACAGUUUCACAUGUGAUUGUGCACAAGGCUUUGCUGGUGAAACAUGCAAGACUAACCUUGAUGACUGUAUUGAUAAUCCAUGUCUGAAUGGUGGUGUUUGCAUUGAUGGGGACAAUAAGUACACAUGUACCUGUGCUGAUGGUUGGUCUGGGUACAGAUGUUCCGAGGAACUAGAUGCCUGUCAGUCUUCGCCUUGCCUUCAUGGCACUUGUCUAGAUAAAAUGGAUAAUUUUGUUUGCUUGUGUGAGAAUGAAUGGACAGGUAUACAGUGUGAUACACCUGAAGACCCCUGCCUAACUCUGCCUUGCCUUAACAAUGGUGUUUGUUCAUCACAGAAUGGCGUUGCAACCUGCCAAUGUGAACAAGGUUACACUUCUAAAAAUUGUGAGACAGAGGUCAAUCCUUGUGCAUCUGAUCCUUGCUUGAAUGGAGGUAAAUGUACAGCUGCAGGUCUGACCUUCACCUGUCACUGUUUGCCAGGUUACCUUGGUGAUAUAUGUGAUGAAAGUGAGGCUCAGUGCAAUGACACCGUGUGUAAGAAUGGUGGGAAGUGUGUAGAAGCAGGUUCAAAAGUUCUCUGCCAGUGUUUACCAAGAUUUUAUGGACCAAGAUGUCAGAAAGAGAACUCACCAGACUUUGACAUUAUGCUAAGAAAAGAGAAAACAGUUUCCUGCAGUACAGAUUUGGUGUCGGAACAAUUGUCAGCAAUGACUUUAUGCUGCUGGUUUAAAAUUGUGCAAGCUAAUCAGAUUAUAUUGCACAUCAAGAUCACAGGUCAUUAA